AUGGGCUCCGAGCACUACCCGCUCCGCCAAAGCGGCAUCUACCACAACCUGCCUCAGUUCGACGACUCAAUCAAGGACCUCACGGCCAUCGUCACCGGCGCCAAUGGAAUCUCUGGGUUUCACACCUGUCGCGCGCUGUUGGAGUCUCCGCAGCGCUGGAGCAAGAUUUACGCCAUGUCUCGACGUCCACCGCCAGAGAGUAUGAUGGCCCUGCUCACACCAGAGCAGCGGAGCAAGAUCCAGCACGUGGCAAGUGAUUUCCUCAAGAGUCCAGAGGAGUUGGCCCAGGCCAUGAAGAAGGCUGGAGUUGAGAGGGUGGAUUACGUCUUCUUCUACUCUUACCUCCAACCCAAACCACCCCCGAACUCACCUCCAUGGUCCAACGCCCAAGAGCUCGCCGACGUUAACAGCGCGCUCCUGCGCAACUUCCUCUCCAGCCUUCCCCUCCUCGACCUGCACCCCAAGCGCAUCCUCCUGCAGACCGGCGCCAAAAACUACGGCGUGCACCUCGGCCGCGCACGAGUGCCCAGCCUGGAAUCCGACCCGCAACCUAAGCACCUCGAGCCCAACUUCUACUACCCCCAGGAAGACCUCCUGUUCGCGUACUGCGCCGAGCACCCGGAGACCGGCUGGAACGUCAUCAUGCCGGCCUGGAUCAUCGGCGCCACCGCCAACGCGCAGAUGAACGCCCUGCAUCCUUUCGCCGUGUACGCCGCCGUGUGCGCCAAGCGAGGGCAGCCCCUGCUCUUCCCCGGCGACUGGAGCGGCUGGCAGGGCUACGCGUUCCACUCGAGCGCGCGCCUGACGGGCUACCUGAGCGAGUGGGCCGUGCUGGAGGAGAAGUGCCGCAACCAGCGUUUCAACAGCCAGGACACCAGCCCCGUGACGUGGGACCGCUGGUUCGAGAGGUUGGUCGACUGGUUCGGCGUCGAGAAGGGCGUGGGUCCGCCUCCGGAUGUGCUGGAGCAGCCGGUGGUCAUCAAGGGCAAGGCCGGGAAGGAUACGCCCAUGGGGUAUGGCCCGCCGACCGAGGUGAGGCUGCAGUUCACGUUGGGGAAGUGGGCGGAGGACGAGGAGAAUCAUCAGGCGUGGAAGGAGCUGAUGAAGGAGAGUGACGGAAAGCUCACGCAUGAUCCGUUUGAGGACAUCGAGGCGCAUUUCACGUUCGGUGACGGCGCCAUCAUGGGCGUCGGCGGGUGUAUGAACAUGAACAAGGCGAGGCGGCUGGGCUGGACGGGCUUUGUCGAUACUGUCGAGAGUGUAUUUGAGAUGUACUGGGAGAUGGGAGGCGACGGCAAGGCAGGCAUUGGUAUGGUGCCUGCCAUGAAGGUCAAGGAGCCGCAGCCGUUGGUGUGA
Cyphellophora europaea CBS 101466 is the source of this 1356-nucleotide messenger RNA. RefSeq lists its product as uncharacterized. The transcript is spliced from 3 exons. The coding region runs from base 1 to 1356 and encodes 451 amino acids. The record is from RefSeq and is a predicted model, not a curated record. NCBI's taxonomy places the organism in Eukaryota, Fungi, Ascomycota, Eurotiomycetes, Chaetothyriales, Cyphellophoraceae.